GGGUUGCCCCGAGGUCCCGGGGAGCAGCGGAGCUUGUGGAGGAAGGGGGUGACAGGUUGGGGCCCCAUAAUCCCUGUGGAGGCGGAGCUACUGCCUCAGUCCGGGGGAGGGGGCGUCCCUGGCUCCUCUGAGCCCCCCACUCUGGGGGCCCUCCAGGGGCUUCAUCUCAGGCUGGAGCCGGGGCCCCACUCCCCUCUGCGGGCUUCCCGGCUCCCUCCCAGCGGCCCUGCCGCCCCGUCCAGGCUGGCCCCCGAUUCCCGCCUGAACCCCCAUCGAAGCCUCCUGGGCACCGGCAACUACGACGUGAACGUGAUCAUGGCGGCCCUCCAGGGCCUCGGCCUGGCGGCUGUGUGGUGGGACCGACGGAGGCCCCUGAGCCAGCUGGCCUUGUCCCAGGUCCUGGGCUUCAUCCUCAACCUCCCCUCGCCCAUCUCCCUGGGCCUGCUGUCCCUCCCGCUGCAGCGGCGGCACUGGGUGGCUCUGCGCAAGGUGGGCGGCAUCUACUACAACCUGGACUCCAAGCUCCGGGAGCCCGUGGCGCUGGGGGGCGAGGACGAGCUCAGGGACUUCCUCUCUGCUGCCAUGGCCCAGGGCCCCUGCGAGGUGCUCCUGGUGGUGACCAAAGACAUUGAAGAAUCCGGUGGCUGGCUGCAGGCGGCCUGAGGCUCAGGCCCCCCAGCCUGGGCGGGCAGCCCCAUGACUACCUCUCCCUGCCACACUGCGGUGGGGCUGCCCCAGCCUCCCCCGUCUCUGGAGAGUGCCAGGAGGGGGCGUGCCUGGCCGGCCCUGGGGCCCUCCGGUGGCUUUGAGCCACUUCAGCCUUAUCUGCCUUCACCCCCUCCAGGCGCAGUGUGCUCGGGCCAGAUUAGGGCCCCCCUCUGUACCUUGGUGCCUCCUGAGCCUGGGCACACCGGCCUCGCCCCGUUCACCCUCGCCAGGCGGGCUGCUGCCCGUGCCAAGCUGCCAGGGGCUCCCGGCCGGGGCCCUCCCAGAGCCUGCAGCCGAGCAGGGGGUGAGCGGGCUUCUGGCCACCCCUAGGCCCGGGACAGCGGUGGCUGGACGGCCUGGGGCCCCGCUGGACUUUGCCUCCCGGUGAAGGAUUUCUCCUCUUGGAGACUGACUUUUCCCAUCUGUAAAAUGGGGCCGAGCGGAGCCCCGGCCUCGGGCAGGGAGAGCGGAGGAGGGAGCAGUGCUGCCGCCCGCCUGGUGUCCGCUGAAGCGCAUUAAAAACUUCUCCGUGCACUCUCA
Gracilinanus agilis (Agile Gracile Mouse Opossum) is the source of this 1248-nucleotide messenger RNA. Its product is annotated as josephin-2-like. Gene Ontology annotation, biological process: protein deubiquitination. NCBI's taxonomy places the organism in Eukaryota, Metazoa, Chordata, Mammalia, Didelphimorphia, Didelphidae. The record is from RefSeq and is a predicted model, not a curated record. The transcript is spliced from 3 exons. The annotation marks the transcript as partial. Gene Ontology annotation, molecular function: cysteine-type deubiquitinase activity.